AGAUUCCUUCGAGAGUUGAAGAAAAAAGUGAAAAAUAAAGCGCACGUCGAAGCAUCUAUUUGUCAGGCGUAUAUAACGGAGGAGAUUUCCACAUUUGCAUCAUACUACUUUGAGAGUCACGUAAGAUGCAAACGGCGGCGUGUUGGGCGAAAUGAUGACAGCGGAGGUGCAACAUCAAGGGGAGCUUUUUCAAUUUUUAACUAUCCUGGUCGAGGAUCUGGAAAAGAGCAUCAUCGGUUUGUCGUUGGGGAGGAGUUACAAAUCGCUCAAACAUAUGUAUUAGUGAAUUGCCCUGAAGUAGAUCCAUAUUUAAGGCAAUUUAUUGAAAACUUUCAAGGUCAAGAUGAGAGUGAACUCGAUAAAUUGAUAUCUUCUCAAUUCGCACAAUGGUUCAAAGAUUUUGUACAUUCUCCUGUUAAUGGUAUUAGUGAUCCACUUUUAUCUUCUCUGGCUUGGGGCCCAAAAUCUCGUGCAACUACUUGGCCUAUGUAUUUCAUUAAUGGGUAUAAUUAUCAUACUGUUGAAAGGGGAUUGAAUAAAGCAACAUACAAUAGUGGUGUGUGUGUUCGCUCUUCCAAUUACGCCAAUUCUGAUACCGAUUGGUAUGGCUCUCUUGAGGAUAUUAUCCAGCUUGACUAUCCUGGCCCACUUGGAUUACAUGUUGUCUUAUUUAAAUGUUCAUGGAUUGAUCCUAUCAGGGGGGUAAGAAAACAUCACAAGUACAACAUUGUAGAUGUUAAUUUUAAGUACAAGUACAAAGUGAAUGAGCCAUUUAUUCUAGCCCAACAAGCCGCACAAGUUUACUAUGCAAGCUAUCCAUCUAUGAGAAAAGGAAGUGAUUGGUUGUGCGCAUGCAAGACAAGUACAAAAAGGACACUGAUCGAAAAUGUAAAAGAAGAUGAAUUUGCAUAUCAGCCUAAUGAACCAGAUGCAGUGCCCCAAAUCGAGCCGAUUGAGACUAUGCCUCCUUUACGUGAUCCCAGUGGCAUUGAGUUACAUGUUGAUCCUGAGGAUGCCAUUGAACCAACUAACGCGGG
Cuscuta epithymum is the source of this 1037-nucleotide messenger RNA. The record is from the annotation of a GenBank genome assembly. Lineage: Eukaryota; Viridiplantae; Streptophyta; Magnoliopsida; Solanales; Convolvulaceae.